This is a messenger RNA of Thyridium curvatum, 2052 nucleotides long. RefSeq lists its product as uncharacterized. The transcript has a single exon. Lineage: Eukaryota; Fungi; Ascomycota; Sordariomycetes; Thyridiales; Thyridiaceae. The coding region runs from base 1 to 2052 and encodes 683 amino acids. The record is from RefSeq and is a predicted model, not a curated record.
AUGAAGCUCUCAGCCAAUUACUUUCUCGUCGCAAUCUUCCUCGCAUGCAACAUCUCAAGGACCGUUCAGAGUCAAUUGCAAACGAAACGUGAUAAUGUGGCCAUCGACUCUCUCGCCAGGGAUUUGGAACGCGUAGAGUCGGUACGCGAGGUUAAGGAUGUUCAGCGCACAUUUGCCCAAUUUGCCCAGUUUGGACGCUGGGCCGAUAUGGCAACCCUCUUUUCCAGCAAUGGCACACUGAGAUGGGGAACUGCCUCGUCCACUGGGCAUGUUGCGAUCCAGACUUGGCUUCGAGACGAUGCAAAUGGAAUGGAUGGCAUUCAGUCGGGCUCCCUUGAUACAAUGAUAACCGAAAACCCACUGAUCACGUUAUCAGCAGAUGGCAAGUCCGCGAAGGGGCGGUGGAACGGUCUGAGGUUCAUGGGCGAUGGCAAAGGUGGAACGCGCAUUCAGGGCGGCAUCUAUGAGAACGAAUACGUCCAGACAGAAUCUGGAUGGAAGAUAUCACUGCUGCAUUACUAUGCGCUGUAUGCUGGACCUUAUGUAGGAGGCUGGCGGAACGUUGGCGGAGGUCUUCCAGUGGUUCCCUACCACUUCACUGCAGAGAACGCUGGAGCUGCAGUCUCUGAACCGAUAGGAGAGGCUCCUCAGACGAAUGCGAGCUUGGGCGAGCUCGCUCAACGAAUUGAACGACUCAACGACGAAGACGAGAUUCGCAACUUACAACAUGUUUAUGGCUACUAUGUGGACCGCCGUAUGUGGACGGAUGUCGUUGACCUUUUCGCUCCCAAUUCGACCGUCAACAUCCGGGGAGCCGGAUCGUACCUCGACUCAUCGGGUGUCCGGCAAGCGAUGGAGCGGAUGGGAAGAGAAGGGCUCUCUCAAGGCAUCCUGAAUGACCACCCAAUAUUUGGUGCGACCGUCAACGUGCUGCCUGGAGGUGUUGAAGCCAUUGCCCGCGGCAUCGAGGUCGGUAUGACCGGUGAUGCGAAUUCAAAGACUGCCUCUUGGGAGUUCUCCGUGUUUCGCAACACAUUCGUCAAACAAGAAGGCUUAUGGAGAUUUCAAGAACUCAAUGUUACGCCUCUUAUCAAAGCGGACUACUUCAAAGGAUGGGGUGACGGCGGUUCUUUUGCGGCUCAGAAUGCGUCUGUGCCAUUCUUGGACUUCUCUCCGCGCAGGUCCCGCCAACUGGUCAAGAACGCCAAAGUUACGAUCAAUUCAAUCAGUGAGCUUGCACGCCUCCUUGCACGUUCAUCUGCAUGGGACGGCACUGAGAAUGUCUCUUCGGCCUACGGCUAUCUGCUUGACGACUUGGCCUGUCCGCUUCUUGGCGCCAUCCACGCCUCGAAGGGCAAUAAACUUUCACCUUUCACUGGAUGGUACGCUACACCAGAACGGAUAACAACCGCAUGUUCGACCCAGUGGGGCACAAAUCACUCUGCUUUGCGCUCAAGCAUUUCAUUUCACUGGCGACCACAGCCAGUCAUCCUCGUCAGUGACGACGGCCGCUCCUCGACCCUCCGGGCCAGGCUUCUGCAACCAUCUACCAGCAUCGACAAGGCUGGCUCGUUCAACGGGGCGAUGUACCACGACCAGAUGGUGCUUGAGGAGGGCAAGGGAUGGAAGUUGUGGAGCGUAACUAUCGAUGAAUUCUACUGGAUGUCGAAGAACUGGGCCGAGGGCUGGGCAACAGCCACGGUCAGCAACUCGAGCAGCAGCGCCAACUCUACCUCGUCUCUGGCGCAGAAGUACCCGCCUGACCUGACACUACCCGAGGUGGGUGACCGAGAAGCUAGCUUCAGGGGCGGGAGUGAUAGACCGAUUGAGUGGCCGGAGAUCCAACGGAUGUGGUUCCAGUACCGCAACCCGGUGUCGGGUAGGAUGCCCGAGUACUACUGGCCUGGCUGCGUGCCCUGCCGAGCCCGACCUGAAUGGGCGCUCGAGGCAAAUGGGUAUCAAGAGCCACCGACAGGACCGCCACUCUUGAACACCACCGGUGGGGUGUCUAGACGCCAAACACGUCUUGGGAAUAAAUGGAAUACGUGGUAA